Messenger RNA from Emericellopsis cladophorae, 2760 nucleotides. RefSeq lists its product as uncharacterized. Gene Ontology annotation, cellular component: cytosol; cytoplasm. NCBI's taxonomy places the organism in Eukaryota, Fungi, Ascomycota, Sordariomycetes, Hypocreales, Bionectriaceae. The record is from RefSeq and is a predicted model, not a curated record. Gene Ontology annotation, molecular function: ATP hydrolysis activity; ATP binding. Gene Ontology annotation, biological process: cellular response to heat. The transcript has a single exon. The coding region runs from base 1 to 2760 and encodes 919 amino acids.
AUGGAGUUCACCGACCGGGCGCAGAAGGCUGUUGAGGAUGCCAUGGCUCUAGCUGAGCAGUACGCUCACUCACAGCUGCUCCCGAUACAUCUCGCUGUUUCACUCUUGGAUCCUCCACCAGACCUGUCCAAGGACCAGCAGAAUGGCCCAGGACAACCCGUCACUCUUUUCCGGCAGGUUGUGGAGAGGGCCAAGGGUGACCCCCAACUUUUUGAUCGCGCCCUCAAGAAAAGCCUCGUCCGUCUGCCCAGUCAAGACCCUCCUCCAGAGCAGGUAUCCUUAGCACCGUCUUUCCACGGAGUGUUGAGGAAGGCUCUGGAGCUCCAGAAGGUGCAGAAGGACACGUACAUCGGCGUCGAUCACCUCAUCACCACGUUGGCCGACGAGCCUAGCAUCCAGGCUGCCCUGAAGGAAGCCAACAUUCCCAAAUCGAAGCUAUUGCAAGAUGCUGUUCAAGCCAUCCGCGGCACCAAGCGUGUGGACAGCAAGACUGCCGACACCGAAGAGGAAAAUGAGAACCUUGCCAAAUUCACCAUCGACAUGACAGCCAUGGCACGGGAUCAGAAGGUUGACCCCGUCAUUGGUCGUGAGGAAGAGAUUCGCCGAGUUAUCCGAAUUUUAUCGCGGCGAACCAAGAACAACCCGGUCCUCAUUGGUGAGCCUGGUGUCGGAAAGACCACCGUUGUGGAAGGUCUCGCACAGCGUAUCAACAACCGCGAUGUGCCAGACAACCUGAAGCACUGCAAAUUGCUAUCUCUCGACGUUGGUGCCCUGGUUGCUGGUAGCAAGUAUCGCGGAGAAUUUGAGGAACGCAUGAAGGGUGUCCUGAAGGAGAUUGAGCAGUCAAAGGAGAUGAUUGUUCUCUUUGUUGAUGAGAUCCAUCUGCUCAUGGGUGCUGGCUCCUCAGGGGAGGGAGGCAUGGACGCCGCCAACCUGCUCAAGCCGAUGCUGGCCCGCGGACAGUUACACUGUAUCGGUGCAACCACACUUGCCGAGUACAGGAAGUACGUCGAGAAGGAUGCCGCCUUUGAGCGACGUUUCCAGCAGGUUAUUGUCAAGGAACCCUCCAUUCCUGAGACCAUCUCCAUCCUCCGUGGCCUCAAGGAACGGUACGAUCGACACCAUCGAGUCACCAUUCUCGACAACGCUCUGGUGGCCGCAGCCAACUUGGCUGCCCGAUACUUGACUUCGCGACGCAUGCCCGAUUCCGCCAUUGACCUGGUCGACGAAGCAGCCGCGGCCGUUCAAGUGGCCCGGGAGUCACAGCCCGAGAUCAUCGACUCUCUUGAGAGGAAGCUUAGACAGAUCACCAUUGAGAUCCUUGCUCUCGAGAAGGAGAAGGACGAAGCUUCGCAAAUCCGCUUAGCAACCGCCAAAAAGGAAGCCGCCAAUGUCGAGGAGGAGUUACAGCCUCUUCGCGAAAAGUACCAGAGCGAGAUCAAGCGCAGCGAGGAGAUCCACCAGGCCAAGGUGAAGCUCGAUGAAUUCGAGAAGCGCCUGGAGGACGCCAUGAACAUGGGUGAUCAUGCCAAAGCAGCUGAUCUCAAGUACGGUGCGAUUCCUGAGCAGCAACAGCGCAUCAAGAUGCUUGAAGACCGCAAGGUCCAGGCCGAGGCGGCUCUCAACGCUGCCGGCGGAGACACUGGCACCUCCAUGGUGACAGAUAUUGUGACCGCUGACCAUAUCAACGAAAUCGUCGCCCGCUGGACCGGCAUCCCGGUGACGCGUCUCAAGACCACGGAGAAGGACAAGCUCAUCAACAUGGAAAAGGUGCUCGGAAAGACAGUUGUUGGCCAAAGGGAAGCUGUCCAGUCUGUGGCGAACGCUAUUCGCCUGCAACGCUCCGGACUGGCUAACCCCAAUCAACCCCCAAGUUUCCUCUUCUGCGGCCCGUCAGGUACAGGUAAAACUCUUCUUACCAAGGCCCUGGCCGAGUUCCUCUUCGACGAUCCGAAGGCCAUGAUACGCUUCGACAUGUCUGAGUACCAGGAACGUCAUGCACUGAGCCGAAUGAUCGGUGCGCCACCUGGCUACGUCGGACACGAUGCAGGUGGCCAGCUCACGGAAGCUCUCCGCCGCCGACCUUUCUCCAUCCUUCUGUUUGACGAGGUUGAGAAGGCCGCAAAGGAGGUCCUCACGGUCCUCCUGCAGCUCAUGGACGACGGACGCAUCACAGACGGCCAAGGCCGAGUUGUCGAUGCGAAGAAUUGCAUUGUGGUCAUGACAUCCAACUUGGGUGCUGAGUACCUUACGCGGAGCAAUAAGGAAGGACGUAUCGACUCCAGCACUCGAGAGUUGGUCAUGGGGGCUCUGCGGAAUUACUUCCUGCCCGAGUUCCUCAACCGCAUCAGCUCGACUGUCAUCUUCAACCGUCUGACGCGGGCCGAGAUUCGGCGCAUCGUCGAUGUUCGUCUCAAGGAAAUCCAAAAGCGGCUGGAGGACAACGGUCGCAAGGUCUUCAUCGAUGUGUCCGACGAGGCAAAGGAUCAUCUUGGUGCCGCUGGCUACUCGCCCGCCUACGGUGCCCGUCCUCUGCAGCGUCUACUUGAACAAGAAAUCCUCAACAAGCUUGCCAUUCUCAUCCUGCGCAACAACGUUCGCGAUGGCGAGACUGCGCGCGUCGAGCUUGACGAUGGACGCAUCGUUGUCAUUCCCAACCACCCUGACAGCGAUACUGGAGAGGAUGAAGAGAUGGUGGACGAUUCGGAUGCAGUCGAGGAGAUUGCUGGUGAUGGUAUGGAGGAGGAUUUCUACCAGUAG